Molecule: messenger RNA, 2103 nt
Organism: Penicillium riverlandense
Lineage: Eukaryota; Fungi; Ascomycota; Eurotiomycetes; Eurotiales; Aspergillaceae
Exons: 3
Coding region: 1-2103 (700 amino acids)
Source: RefSeq, a predicted model, not a curated record
AUGGAUCUGGAGAGCCAGACCCAGCAAACCCAGAACUCUCGGCGCAUGGCUCGGCGUCAAAGCAUCACCUCCGACCCACCCGGUCCACAGCCUCAGCCCCCUCUGCUUCUGUGCAAAGAGCGUGAUCUCUACCCCGUCUACGAGCCUCUGAACCCGCAACACAACUCGUCCCUCGUGAGCAAGGAACAGCGUCGUCGCCGGGAUGCACAGAGUUCUUCUGAUGCCCAGAUGAAGGACUACUGGGCCACAGUCACGACCGAAGAGAUGCCUCUGAAGAAACGACGCUCUCGCUGGUCGGUCCUGAAGCCUGGAUGGUUGCGUCGUCGAUCCUCCGGUGAGAGCAGGAGCAGCGUCGAUUCUCCGGCCGUCCUGCCACCACCAACUCCAGGAGACUUUGGCCGUGAGAGACGCGCAAGCAGGAUGCCAAAAGAACAAACCAUGUCAUCCACCGAGGAAAUCCAGGCACUGGAGGAAGGAAGCCAGCCAGUACAUGGAGAAAGCCAGCUGCAGCUGCCGAGGGAAUACCGUGAAGUCACAACCGAAGAGGAUCUCGUCUUUGGGGCUCAUCUGUGUCGAGCUGGCGAGCCUUGGUCCUCGCUUGAGCGAGAUAGUAGCAGAGUCAGCAGUGUUGGUUCCGCCGUGAACGCCAUCGCUGGCUCUGCACCUGCGAUUAACGUGGAGAUGUUUGACGACACCGGCACUGUGAUCCCGCAAUACUGUCAGGAUCCAAUCCACCUUCAAUCAGUGAGUGCACUCUUCGAUGAACCAAACCUAUAUGACACCAGCCCAAACAGUGCUCCAGACCCUUGCUUGUUGCAUGCUCUUUCCAUGGCAUGGGACCAGGGACCGGACUAUGUUGUACCGGAGGUCGAUGUCCACCGAGAGAGAUUCGGGAUUGCUCACCUUACUUCAUCCACAGACCAGGAAGUAGCUAUGUUGUCCAUGGAUCUCUCCGGCAGUCGAAGCAUAAGACCACAGGUGCUGGAUGACGUUCAGUCAAUUGUACUGCCGGCGCGAGAUAUCUCAGAUGUGCAAGAUACCCAGUUCCAAGACAAGCCGUUCAGCAAUGGUGUUGAAAACCCGCCGGACCCAGAGGAAGGAGUCUGUGAGCCAAAUGACAGACCAAUAAUUGACCGUGAACGACAAACUACCAUUUCGAGCCAGCCAGAGUUAAACACGCACCCACAACCUGCCGUCUCGACAAUGCUAGUAUCCCGAAACUGUUCUGCCGAAGUCAAGAUUGCAUUUCCAGGAGUCUAUCAUGAGAUGCUGGAGCAGUGGAAGACCCAGAAUCAGGAUAGCCUCACAACUGAGCACAACACCGCAGUCAUUUCUCCAAUGACAGACCAUUCCGACCUAGACCAAACCUUCGAGUCACUCCGAACAAUCAAUGAAUCCCCUCCUGUUAAUGAGAACUCGCAUAAUCCUGACACCUACUCCUCGGAAGUCCUUGCAGCCGUGCGCCCUUCUGAGAGCGAAUAUGUGCCAUACAGAGGGCCUGUCACAGAUGAAUCACAGCACAGAAAUUCCGAGGCACGCCAUUCCUUCGGCCUCCACAUGAGUCUGAGCGAGUCAACAGACGUCAGAACCGAGCCCUCUGAGCUAGGCGAGAGAGUCCCUCCUCCAUGGCGUUCAUUUGCACAAAGCAUCCCGGCCGGAAACCGCACCUCACACUCCUCCGAGCAAGAAACCCUCGCAUCCCUAUUCAGCGAAUCCGAAUAUUCAAGCCACUUCCGCUCAGACGGCACCACAUCCGCUGGAGUCACAUCGCCAACCUCUGAAUCCAAUGGCCCAUGGUCACCCGUCAACGACGGCGAAUGUUCCUUCGACAAUCCCUUCAAGGACGAAUAUUACCUGGUGGACGGCAAAACGAGCAGCCACUUCCCGGAUCGAGGUGAUGACCUGCCCGCCAUUAAAGCAGCCUCGAGCAGUGAAGGCACCGUCCGCCACGUUCCUUGUCCUCAUCAGCAGAGAUCGAGUAAUAGACCGCGCACAUUGCCAGGGAUCCCGCCACCACGGACCCUGCAGUUCGGGCAGAUGGGUGAGAGUGACAGUGAUGAAUAUCUUCCGGGGCUUGGUGUGCAGUCGGAACAGUUUCGUUGA